GUAAACUCUUCCAAAGGAAAGGAAAGCGGGUGGGAAGGGAGGGGCAAUCAGGAGAGGGGAAGCCGGGGGGGGRAUGCKAGGGGGGARGGGGGUAGGAGCGCUCUAGGAGCCAUGAGCGCAGGAAGAGGAGACAGAGGCAGRGRGGGDAGGGGAAGGGGGGRAGKAGGAGGCUAUGGAAGAGGAGGUUUUGAACGCCAACCCACCUCGGGGAGAGUAGAUUGGUUCCCUGUGGAAGAGAACGAUUCCGGCAGUGACGAGGAGGAUCAUGAAGGAAUGGAAGGCCAGGUUAAUGGAGGGGGCUCGUCCAGUAGCUGCGAUGAGGUGGAAGAGAUCAGGAAGAUGUUAGACAAAUGCCUCGACCGCAUGGUGAUCCCGGAUAUGUCCAAAUUUGCCAAGUUUGAAAAAAAGGGGAACACAGUUAUCAUGACAGUCCCCCCAGCGGUCGAAGAGGCGCAUGUGGGAUGGAUGAAAGAUAACGUUGUUGUAGUCUUUUUCCAGGGUAACUUCAAGUCGGUAUCGGCGGAUAGGAAGGAACAAUGCAUUAGGGGAUUUGAGGACUCCAUCCUCCCGCAAAGCCUCCACCACAAAGAGAGAGGCAGGGUUCACCAGGAAGGCCGUAAUGCCGUGUCAUACUUCCCGAGGGAUAAGCAACUCAUUGAAAUGAUGCUUAACAUGAAGAGUCACAAAAUUAAAAUUGACAACACCACACACAAAAUGAUGUUCAAAAAAUGGAUGUCCCCAGCAGAGCUGGAGGCCGCCAAAUCAGAACAAGAGGUGAGCCUCUUGGGCAGCAAGAAGACAACCAGCAAUCUGGUGGAAAGAGUGGUAAUCUCCAAGAUCGGCAAAGUGGCAACCGUCAAGGGUACAUCUAUUUUUGGUAGGGCGUUGUUUUUGAACGUGGCAGUCUUCUCGCAGAUAUGGUACCCCCGAGCGAUGAGGAGUUUAGAACCCAAGGCUUAUGGCAAGAUCAGAUCGGUGGCUACAAGGUAUCUAUGGAAAGCAACGGAUGACAAGGCAGUGGGGUAUAUUGCCAAACUUGCAUGGAAAAAGGUAGUAGGGAGUAAAUCAGAUUGGGGUCUAGGAAUUAAAGAUCCGGAAAUGCAGGUGAACGCACUGCUGGCCAGGUGGGUGUUGAAGCUACUUUAUGCAGAAACAGGCCAUCCGUGGGUGGAGCUGGCGGUGGCUAUUCUCAUGAAGGAGUGGGGCCUAUGUAGGAGAGAGGAUGUGUGGUUGGCCCUGCUCACACCCUCCUUAGUGAAAGGACCUAUUAAUUCCCCAGUCUGGAGGGACAUUCUUCGGGCUUGGUCCGAACUCAUGCCGGUGCAGCUCCAAGAACCACGAACCAGGGAGGAGAUUCUGACCCAGCACCUCUUUGAAAACAAUCUUAUUUGCGACGACACUGGGAUCCCCUGGUCCGCCAGUGAUGGCACCGGGCAGUUUGGCAAGAGUUGGAUCCAGAGAGGUGUCGCACGGGUAUCAGAUCUAUGGAACACGGAUCUAACGCAGUGGAGAUCUGCAACCGAACUCAGAACUAAGUUGCACCAUCUGCGGGCAGUGCCGGCAAGGCUCGAUGGAUUACUGUCCAGCAUCCCACAAGCAUGGAAGAACACUCUCGAAGAUCCUGGUCCGGCAUACGAGGGCCAGUGGGUGGUGCAAUGUGGUAGCACAGUUCCCGCAGAAGUAUGGAAGGUCCUGGCCUACUUGGAUCAGGAGCAGGCAGCGGUCACCUCGUUCUCAAUCUCUGAAGAGGGUCAGGAAGCUAGCCGGUGGUUGAAGGAGAAUGAGGACAAGGUGGUUCCAAUGCAGCAGGUUGCCUCUAUCUUGGUCAGCUCCAAGGAAAAACCCAACAAUGAAAUGGUACAUUACUGCCCCAUGGGAGUAAUACCGUCAGAAAUGUAUGGUAUUCAGCAAACGAUCAGCGACAAGUCUCGGCCAGCCUACGACGAACUGUCAGCCUGGAGGUCCACCUUUGCGUCACCAUGCUACUUCGCGCAAAUCGAGGCUUACAUUCGUUUCUUGGAGAUCAACAUGAACUAUUCUUACUAUCCCAUUGGAAAGGUUUUCGCCGCAGACUUCACCGCAAGAGUUGCAUCGGUGGCCAAAGACUGUACGGAACCUCUUAUAACCAAGCAAGUCAAGCAACUUCUCGACAAGGCUCUGAGGCAAGCCAUGGACAAGGUCGUACCUAUCAUCAAGUCCGAAUACAAUUACUGCAUGAGCCUCGUCAGAAGAGAAGCCCACAGAUUGGGCAUUCCCGAGUGGGAACACUCCUCAUACCGCAAGAAGGACGACAGUUCGAAGACGGACGAGAGCAGAAGAUCAUCAAAGAGGCACUAUGAAGACACCAAGGACAGAGGUUACGACUACCACAGAAUGGCCAAGAAGAUUCACGCCGACCACUCCCACACCUCAUCAUCUGACCCUGCAAGACCCGCACAGUAGCACCACGCCAUUUACUAUACCCACCAUACCCUCCAUCCUAUCCAACUUACAAAAUCCCCCCUCCGCUUCAGAUCUCCGCCUCGCAGCUUUC
Chara braunii is the source of this 2533-nucleotide messenger RNA. NCBI's taxonomy places the organism in Eukaryota, Viridiplantae, Streptophyta, Charophyceae, Charales, Characeae. The record is from the annotation of a GenBank genome assembly.